This is a messenger RNA of Perkinsus marinus ATCC 50983, 201 nucleotides long. RefSeq lists its product as hypothetical. The record is from RefSeq and is a predicted model, not a curated record. The transcript has a single exon. NCBI's taxonomy places the organism in Eukaryota, Perkinsozoa, Perkinsida, Perkinsidae. The annotation marks the transcript as partial.
AUGUGGGAUGAAGACUACAACAUCAACACCGUCGAUAGAGUGGAGGAGAGGACGGCAGGAGAGAAGGAGCGCGACUGUCAAGUAGAAAUUUGUGAAGUGGACACCGUUAAUGGCGAUAGUGAAGUCCUGGUCGAAUCUAACUUCGAGAGUAUCAACUCCUACAGAGUUAACCCUCGAUAUGUUAAGGAGGACGAGACUUGG